This is a messenger RNA of Xenia sp. Carnegie-2017, 537 nucleotides long. RefSeq names its product putative nuclease HARBI1. Bases 11 to 511 code for a protein of 166 amino acids. NCBI's taxonomy places the organism in Eukaryota, Metazoa, Cnidaria, Anthozoa, Malacalcyonacea, Xeniidae. The record is from RefSeq and is a predicted model, not a curated record. The transcript has 2 exons.
AGUUGAUUUGAUGGCUGUUUGUGAUGCACUGUACAACUUUUUAAUGGUUGAUAUUGGAGCAUAUGGGCGAGAGAGUGAUGGAGGUGUGUUUAAAGAAAGUCGAUUUGGGGACAACCUACUACAUGGGAGAUUACAAUUGCCAUCGCCCCAAGUGUUACCAAACACCAAUAUACCUGUUCCCAAUGUCUUUGUUGCAGAUGCUGCUUUUCUGCUGCAUGUUAACAUGAUGCGACCAUACCCAAGCUCUAACCUCACUGAAUCAGAAAGAGUUUACAACUACAGGCACUCCAGAGCAAGAAGAGUUAUAGAGAACUCAUUGGGAAUCUUGUGUGCUAGAUGGAGGAUUCUUGGACGACCUAUGGAAUUUCAUCCACAAAAGGUAGUUGAUAUUGUGAAAGCAUGUGUUGCUCUUCACAACUUCCUCUACAAAACAGAUGCCUCAAAUGCUUCCACUUCUCGAUAUAUUCCAUCAAACUUCACUGAUACAACCACUGCUUCGCUUGACAAGUAGAAGGAGAAUGGAGGAAAAUUGUUGCA